Molecule: messenger RNA, 1380 nt
Organism: Aspergillus terreus NIH2624
Lineage: Eukaryota; Fungi; Ascomycota; Eurotiomycetes; Eurotiales; Aspergillaceae
Product: Kelch repeat-containing protein
Exons: 1
Coding region: 1-1380 (459 amino acids)
Molecular function (GO): protein binding
Source: RefSeq, a predicted model, not a curated record
AUGCCCCCAACGAUAUCGGAUGAUACUACUGUCCGAUCUUUCACGUGUGCUCAACCUCUCGGUCGAGCGGGAUACGAGCUGAUAAUCCGCCAGAUGCUCCAUCGAUUCCUCAGCGACCUCCACACCACAAAGGCAUUGCUGGAUCGCUCUCUCCAGGCUACCGUCAAUCACGCCGCUGGCCCUGUGCGCUCAUUGUUGACAAUCAUCACCGUGGGAUUCUACACGCUACUCAAUUGGUGCUCCUUGGGUUCCUAUCAUACCACCAAGAUGAUCUCGACCGUCGUUACAGGGCUCCUGCUCUUGGCUUCUGGCUGUGAGGCUCUGCCCACCAACCAGACGCCUCUUCCGGGUAAAUGGUCAACCCUGCCCAACAUCACACUCAAUGGCGUUGAAUACCCUCGCCAGGAGCACGCUGCGGCCCUGGUGGGCGACGAAAUCUUCGUUCUUGGCGGCAUCCUGCCGUGGGAUGGCAAGGAAUACGCCACCACCAAUAUCGUGCAGAAAUACAACAUGAUCACCGGCACUUGGACCGAGACGGCUCCCAUGCCUGCCGCUCUGAAUCAUGCCAAUGUCGCCGUCGUCGAUGGCAAAAUCUACUAUCUUGGCGGCUUGGAAGCCGUCGACGAAACGUACUGGAAUGCAACCGGCAAGUCCGCAGUCUAUGAUCCGGCCACGGACGAGUGGACCGUGCUGCCUAGCAUGCCCGAAGGACGAGAAAUCGGCAGUGCAGCGACUGUGGUCGUUGACGACACCAUCUACCUCCCCGGUGGACUCGCCUACACAAACAUCACCUACGACCAGGAAGGAACAGUCUCCCGAUUCUCAUCAUACAACGUGAGAACCCAAGAGUGGACGACCCUACCGGACCUGCCGGCCCCGCGCGAUCACGCGGGUAAGGGCAUCUAUCGGGACAUGUUGUACAUCUUGGGGGGACGGGAGUUCGGGAACAAGAACGUAGUCUCCACGGUGUUUGGAUUCAACCUCACCUCUCAGCAAUGGGCGACGGCAUUUGAACCCAUGCCGAUUGCGCGUGGGGGAGUCGCUUCUGCUACUAUCGGCUCUCUGAUAUUCACGGCCGGCGGAGAAGGGGACCGCCGGACGCCCACUGCCGUUUUCCCUGAGAUGCAGGCUUACGACGCCGCAACAAAUACGUGGGUCGACUAUGCAGACAUGCCUCUGCCUGUUCAUGGGUCUGAUGCGGUGGUUUAUAAGGGUGAGAUUGUGAUUCCGGGCGGUGGAAUCGUGACAGGGGCGACUCUGACGCCAGUCGUUCAGACGUUCCAACCUCCGCUCCCGGAUUCGGGCGAGAAGAGCAUGCCGCUGAUGGUCAUGGUAUAUCGGGUUGUUUUUGACUUGCCCUGGAUGCUGUUCAAAAGAUGA